UCUUCGGUCUCGGUACUGUCAACAAAUCUGCUAUCCAUCGCUACAUGGGAUCCUGCUUCUCCUUCGCCUUCGCCUCCACCGCUGAAACGCCCUCUCCAGUGACGGCCAAAGUCAUCACCCUGGACGGCUCCCUGAGCGAGUUCUCGACCGAGGUGAAGGUGUACGAGGUCCUCGGUCGCCACCAUCCUUCUUGCUUCAUCUGCAGCUCCGACGAGCUCUACUGCAACACCUACAUCCCGGCGCUCGGCUCCAAAGAGUCGCUGCAGUUGGGCCAGCUCUACUUCAUGCUGCCUGUCUCCAAGCUCGAGUAUCCGCUCUCGGGAUCGGACAUGGCGGCUCUUGCGGUGAAGGCCAGCAUGGCGAUCCAACCGCUGGCUUCGAGGCACAGAGAUCACGGUCGGCGAACGGUUCAAGUCAUGCCCAUCGCCGCGGAGUUAGCAGGAUUAGAUGCGCUCGAGAACAACGGUGAUGAUUAUAGAUCGAGGUCUUUGGAGAAGAAGAAGACGAUGCCGAAGCGUAGUGCUUCGAACCGGGCCAAGUUGGGGCAGCGGCGGCGGGGCAUGGAGCGAAUGAGCACGAUCGAAGAGGAUGCCGAGUGACCGAGCAACCUCGAUAAAGAUUUUUGUGUGGUGUAAUAUUCUUUCUUUUUAUCGUUGCGUGGCAGCCUUUUGCAUAUAGCACAAAAAGAGCAUGCCUAGUCUUCAUAAUGAAAUUGGUAGCAUGAAUUAGACCAAAUGUUCGAUUCA
Messenger RNA from Musa acuminata subsp. malaccensis (wild Malaysian banana), 746 nucleotides. RefSeq lists its product as uncharacterized. The record is from RefSeq and is a predicted model, not a curated record. NCBI's taxonomy places the organism in Eukaryota, Viridiplantae, Streptophyta, Magnoliopsida, Zingiberales, Musaceae.